CUUUUCCCUCUCUCCGUGCAAAAUACCGGGAUAGACAGAAGGACGUACUAGUCUGAAGCUACAUUGGGCUGCGGUAUCCAGGACCCCUCGCUAUGGGCAGCCAGGAAGCAGAGACCCAGGAGACUUUGCAAACCCCAGUUCUAGAAAAUGGCAGACCAGAAGUUCCCCGUGAAGAGUCAAGUAGGUUUACCAGAGAUCAGCUCUUCGCAAUGGUAGCAACAGCUUGUUUGAACUUCAGUUCAAUGAUUUGCUAUUCAAUCCUGGGACCCUUUUUUCCAAGAGAGGCAAAGAAAAAGGGUGCCAGUGAUACAGUUGUUGGACUGAUUUUUGGAUGCUUUGCUUUAUUCAAUUUCUUGACUUCUUUAAUAUUAGGCAAUUAUCUUGUACAAAUUGGAGCCAAAUUCAUGUUUGUGGCUGGGAUGUUUGUCUCGGGAUGUGUUACAAUUCUGUUUGGUUUGUUGGACAAAGCACCUGAUGGACCAGUAUUCAUUGGCUUGUGUUUUCUGGUUAGAGCGAUGGAUGCCAUAGGCUUUGCUGCAGCAGUGACAGCUUCAUUUUCUAUUCUUGCAAAGGUUUUUCCCAAUAAUAUAGCUACAGUAAUGGGCAGUCUUGAAAUUUUUACAGGGCUUGGACUAGUGCUGGGCCCACCUAUAGGUGGCUUUUUGUAUCAGUCCUUUGGCUAUGAAGUCCCUUUCAUAGUGCUAGGAUGCUUAGUGCUGAUCCUGGUGCCUCUGAACAUGUACCUCUUACCAAAAUACGAUGCAGUCGCUACCAAGGAAUCAUUCUGGAUGCUCAUUACUCUGCCAAAAGUUGUAUUUCUCUGUUUUACUAUAUUUUCACUAAGUGCGUGUUUAGGCUUUCUGGAUCCUACUAUGUCACUGUUCGUUUCAGAGAAGUUCAAAUUACCAGCUGGUUAUGUGAGGUUAGUAUUCCUAGGUUUGGCACUCUCCUACUCCCUGUCUUCACCAUUGCUUGGGUUUCUAAGUGAUAAAAUGCCACACCUAAGGAAAUGGUUGUUGGUCUUUGGGGGCUUACUGACCGCACUGUCCUUUUUCCUGUUAGGACCGGCUCCCAUCUUGCACAUUGAAAGCACACUCUGGAUGUUUGUCCUAAUGCUGGUUUUGACUGGCUUUUCCCUUGGGAUGUCUGGUAUCCCACUGUUCCCUGAGAUGCUGCAUUGUGCUUAUGAGAAUGGAUUCGAGGAGGGGUUAAGUGUGUUGGGACUGGUGUCUGGGCUCUUCAGUGCAAUGUGGUCACUUGGAGCUUUUGUAGGACCAACAUUAGGUGGAUACCUAAAUGAGAGGCUGGGGUUUGAAUGGGCUGCCGCCAUACAAGGAGGAUGGGCGUUCUUAAGUGGACUAGCUAUUGGAAUAUUCUAUAUCAUAGAGGCCUUACGAAGAAGAAGGAGAUCCAAUUUGCAGAUCCCUCUGGGCACAAAUGAAGAAAGAGCUCACCUAUUGGCUAGUGAGACAUAGCCAGGAAUACUUCUGGAUCAACAUUCUUCUUUUUUGUUUUUGAUUUUUUAGUUAACUUAGUGAUGAGAAGAGUGGACUUAACAUCCAAACAGUGUUGCAUAAUUCUAGAGCUGGGGGAGCCACUUCCCAUAAUGCAUAACACAUUGUGGAUUAUUUGUAAUGGCAACAUAUUGCCACAUUGCUGUCCUGAUGCCCUAUUUAAAUACUGCAUGCCUUUCUUUUGGAUGUUCCUGCUGUGGAUUGGUUGAACUGGUAAAUCAGAUGUCCGCCUACUUAUCUGUGUUCACAGUACAGUGCACUGAAGAGAGAUUUUGCACAAUGUGAAAGAAUUGUUUCAGAAUGUUCUGUUCUUGUACUUGAAUCUGCUGGGGACUAUCCCAGACUGUCUGUCACUACCGUGUUUUAUUGUAAUGUGCAUUUUCCUUUUUAAAAAAGGAAAAGAAUGGUUAAAAUAUCAUAUCUGAUAACAUUAGAUGUUCAAAGGGAAUUUGAAAUAGUGAAACAGUGAGUGUAAUACUCUGUUAAAUAAAACCAGGUAACUUCUUAUUUCUAAA
Molecule: messenger RNA, 2029 nt
Organism: Chrysemys picta bellii (western painted turtle)
Lineage: Eukaryota; Metazoa; Chordata; Testudines; Emydidae
Gene: SLC18B1
Product: solute carrier family 18 member B1
Biological process (GO): transmembrane transport
Molecular function (GO): transmembrane transporter activity
Source: RefSeq, a predicted model, not a curated record